This is a messenger RNA of Pistacia vera, 384 nucleotides long. RefSeq lists its product as uncharacterized. The record is from RefSeq and is a predicted model, not a curated record. Lineage: Eukaryota; Viridiplantae; Streptophyta; Magnoliopsida; Sapindales; Anacardiaceae. The coding region runs from base 1 to 384 and encodes 127 amino acids. The transcript has 2 exons. Gene Ontology annotation, molecular function: nucleic acid binding; RNA-DNA hybrid ribonuclease activity.
AUGAUGAAAGACUGUAAGGCCGCUCUUACACCUACAGCACAGACAUCCAGAGGUGCUAAUGCUCAGGUAUUUACAGUUGCACAGAGUAAAGCUGAGGCCAACCCAUCUGCAAUUACUGACGGGUUCCCAAAUGAGAAGGGCGCAAGAGCUAGGCUCUUGCUUGAAAGUCCAGAAGGGAACUCGAUUAGAGUCGCACUCAGAUUUAGGUUGGUUGCCUCCAACAACCAGGCAGAGUAUGAGGCAUUGCUCAUAAGAAUCCGCCUCGCCAAGGAAAUGGGGGCAAUGUCCAUCAAGAUCUAUAGCGACUCUCAGCUUGUAGUACAUCAGAUUUUUGGGGAAUAUAAGCGAAUAAGGAUAGGAUGGCAUCCUAUCUCUGACAGGUGA